This is a messenger RNA of Micropterus dolomieu (smallmouth bass), 1399 nucleotides long. Its product is annotated as diablo homolog, mitochondrial-like. The transcript is spliced from 6 exons. The record is from RefSeq and is a predicted model, not a curated record. Bases 161 to 967 code for a protein of 268 amino acids. Gene Ontology annotation, cellular component: mitochondrion. Gene Ontology annotation, biological process: neuron apoptotic process; intrinsic apoptotic signaling pathway in response to oxidative stress. Lineage: Eukaryota; Metazoa; Chordata; Actinopteri; Centrarchiformes; Centrarchidae.
AGCGAACAAGAUUAUUUCUCAGAAUUUACAAAGACGGGGUAACAGUGAAUGGACAGCAGAUUAGUUUCAGUUGUUGAAAACAGAGAACCUACAUUCAGCUCCUCAUUUUAGAUUUAUCAUAUCAAAUAGGAUUCUUCAAGGGCAGAAGUUAAUCUGCAAAAUGCAAGUCGUUCGCCAGUGUUCAGUAUGUACCAGCCGUGUUGCUGGAGGACUUCUGCGAAAUCAGACGGACAUUUCCCUGCUGCACACCAACAAGAGUGUGCUUAGGAGAGGAGCAGCCUGUAUCCGUUUCCUAAGGUCUGAGAGUGUCCUACUCAGCAGCAGGAAGCCUGGAGUUCAGAAGUUGGGAGAAUGGACAGAUACUUUGCACAUGAGCAUAGCAUCUCUAAGUGUUGGCCAUGGGCUUUCUGGUAUACAUUUUACACAGCAAGUGGAAAACCUCUCUCAUGACUCCCUGAUCAAAAGAGCAGCCUCAGUGGUUACAGACAGCUCAAGUACUUUCCUCUCCCAGACCACCUUGGCUGUCAUAGAUGCCAUUACAGACUAUUCGAAGGCUGUGCACACACGCAUCGCUGUCCAAAGACGGUAUUUAGCCUCACUGGGAAAGCUGACCCCAGCAGAGCGGGAUUCAUUCCUGGAAGUGAUCAAUAGCCAGCGUGCAGAGAUUAGUGACAGACUAGCUCAAUGCAAACGCUUUGAAUCAAGCUGGAUCAACGCUGUCAACUUGUGUAAAAUGGCAGCUGAGGUAGCAUACACUUCAGGAGCCGAGCAGGCAUCCAUCGCAAUGAGAACGAACAUUCAGGUGGCCCAGUCACAGGUGGAGGAGGCACGGAAACUAUCAAUGGAUGCAGAUAAGAAGUUGGCGGAGACUAAAGUAGAAGAGAUCCAAAGGAUGGCAGAAUAUGCUUCCUUCCGAGCUGAUAGUGAGGAGCAUGAGGUGCAUGAGGCUUAUCUACGAGAAGACUAAGACAAAUAGAAAGAGAUAUUGGAAAACAGUAAAAAACGAACAAAACAAAAGAAAGCUUUCACCUUUGAAAGCUUUGACCUUUCUGUUUUAUUCCCCUUUUUGAGUCUGUAAGAUGUUUACAUGUUUGCUUUACACAAAGAAAAUUUAAUUUGAAAAGGGACUGAAAUAAAUUACCAAUAAUUGGUAAUUCUUAACAAUUGCAUAAUUUAUUAUUUAAGACUAUUUUUCUAUUAGUGAAUGUCAACUGCUUUUGGAGCUUCUGGAAAGUGAAUAUCAAAUCUCCAGUGUAGGGCAGUGGGGUCGAUCUAACAUCGGAUCACAAUGUUUAUUGUAUGUUUGGUUGUAACAAAGACACUUUUUAUGAAACUGUUUGCUUCAUUGUUUUUUCACUGUUCACAUAAUAGAAAAAAUAAAACUCACUAUUUGAUUUAA